Nematocida homosporus is the source of this 1893-nucleotide messenger RNA. RefSeq lists its product as uncharacterized. The transcript has a single exon. Lineage: Eukaryota; Fungi; Microsporidia. Bases 1 to 1893 code for a protein of 630 amino acids. The record is from RefSeq and is a predicted model, not a curated record.
AUGUAUAGUCAACCACCAAAAUCUAUUAUAUCUCGAAUAGUCGUUUUAUUAGCUGCUCUAGCCGCAUUCAUUAUUAAAUGCAAGGCGGCAACCUUAGCCGAUGAUGAUAGUAAAUUAACAGCAUCUCUGCCUACCUUAGAAGAUCUGGCCCAUCUCGAUUUUGCUUGGGCAAAACAAGUAUUGCAUGAACACAAUAACGACAAUGACACUAGCGAUACUGACACUAGCGAUACUAACACUACCGAUAAUGAAGAGUUUAUAAAGCAGGGCUUUUAUGAGCUCUUAGAAUUCAACCCUUGUAAUCUUAAUCGGGUUAUCAGGGCGGCCUCUCUACUAAAGCCUCUACUCAGCCCUCUUAACUCGUACUAUCGCAUUCCAUUUCCUUCUAUACAAUCUGUCUCAGAUGUUCUUAUGUUAUACACUGCUUUAAAUCAACUGCCAAGGUCUAAUCAACCAACUACUCAAUCAGAGAUUAAUAAGAAACACAUUGGUUUCCUUGAAAAUCUCAGCUGGUGGAUAUCUACUAAUUCAACAAGUAUAUCUUUUGUUAAUGAGCUUGAAUUGUUGUGUUUAGAUCCAGCAGUCUACACCGAACUUACCAACAAAACUCCAGAACAGAAUGAAGAAAGUCUACCACUCCUUGAACACAAAUAUUUGAAACUUAACGACAUUCGGGCCAGUCCGCUAAUCAAAUAUAUUCACCCAGUUAAUAGACAACUUUAUUCCCAGAAACUCACGUAUCGCUACAACAAAGAGAAAAAGGAGCUCGAUGUAGUUUCUUGGGACUGGAAUAAUAUUCAUGAUCACAAUACACUAUUAAUAAGUAGCUUUACUGAAUGUACCUUUGAAGACGCCGUUCGAUUAAGACACUUCUCCAAUGACGACUUCUUCAUAACAGCCAGUAGUAGAGACUUUAACUUGUUCACUUCUGCAAUGGCAACUUGUCCGGGUAUGCCUAGCCAACCAAUGUUCAGACAAACCAAAGACCGCGCAAUAGAUAGGUUCAAAGAUUACGAAGGCACAAAACAACAUACGCAAGAUAGCAUGACUCCCGAAGAGGUCGAAAUGUUCAUGAAAUCCGAGCAACGAGAAAAAGCUCGCGGAUCAAUUGGCAAAUUGCUUUGGGGAGUUCUGGCUGACCUCCAACUUGCAGCUAUUAUAUUUCAAGUUCUAUUUUCUUCUCACGCCAUGAUAGUUUACCUGAUUCCAAUUAAUAUACUGAUAUUAGCGUUCGUAAUUGCUAUUGCACUUGCCGGUUGGCCGGAACCUCUUCAAGGCCGGCGUCGCGAUAGGUCUUGGCAAUACAAACUGUUCUCUUUUCUUGUGGGACUAUCAUUCCUUUUCCUUCUGGCCUUCUUUAUAGUGCAGACAAUGGUUUACUUUAAGAAUGAUGGCGUGAAUUUAUUCGAUAUGGCAAUUCUAGCCGUGCUGUUAUUUGCCCCGCUGAUUACAAUAAGCUGUACUACUGUUCGAGGCGCAAUUAAUCAUCGCUGGCCGUCCAUAACCCGGCGUCUCCAUUGGGUAUUAUAUACGAUGUCCUUCUUAAUGGUAGCUACUAUACCGAUCUUUGCUCGCUUUAUUUCGACCUACGAUGCACGUAUGCUUCUUGAUGGCCACAUUCUACUCGUUUCGUCCAUUGUUUUUGGUGUUGGACUCCUUCUCCAUGCCUUUGGCUACUGGCUUGAUGAAGGUCUAAAAGACGAUGGUGCCAAGCGUACUACUGGAACAAUACUAGCCCAUAUUCUCAAACUAACGAUUAUUUCCCUAAUAAUGGGCGGUUUGUUUGGAUUAUCUAUCUGGGCUAUCUAUCAUUACGAGUUAUUGGCCGAUCCUAUCACUGAGAUCAAGAACUAUAAUCCCUCCGGCUCAUUGAAGAUGGCAUCGUCACUAUAG